Poecilia reticulata (guppy) is the source of this 724-nucleotide messenger RNA. RefSeq names its product PTTG1 regulator of sister chromatid separation, securin (gene pttg1). The record is from RefSeq and is a predicted model, not a curated record. Gene Ontology annotation, biological process: chromosome organization; homologous chromosome segregation. Gene Ontology annotation, cellular component: nucleus; cytoplasm. Lineage: Eukaryota; Metazoa; Chordata; Actinopteri; Cyprinodontiformes; Poeciliidae.
GAAGCGGCGGCUGUUGGAAGCGACACUACAGUUUUGUACUACAACAAGCUGGCAACGAGGAGAGGACUAACGAAAAAGAAGGAAACACGAACAGCGUUUAUUGAAACUCGGUGCCAGAAAGAUACAAUGGAGAGCAUAAUCUUUGCAGAGCAGGAAAAUGCACAACUUCAUGGAUCUUCACAGAAUUUGCGCCAGCGACUUAAAUCUGUUCCAGAGAAGCUAAAGUCUCCUAUGUUGGCCAAAACGAUGGUCACACCGCUCUCAUCUGGCCGCAAGGCUUUUGGUGUGGUGGGCAACAGGAUUUCAACACCAGCCGUCAAAACGCAGGAGAAGAAACUCGUUAAGCCACAGGAAACUAAAGCGACGCCGGCUCCUCAGACCAAAGCGGAGGAAUAUCCAGAAGUUGAGCAGUUUAUCCCUUAUGACCCAUUAGAGUUUCAGAGGUACAGUGUACCUGAAGAUCUGAUUCCUCUUAGCUGCAUGGCUCUGUCUGGGUUGGCUUGCUUUCCACACAGACGCCCUGAUCUGGAUCAGGAAAGGAUGGAAGAGCUCCCAUACCUUUCCCCUGUAGAAAUGCCAGAGUGUCCAGCUGACUUCACGGAGCUGACCGCGUUUCUUCAAACUAUCGAUGAGCUGACUGAACUUCCUUCGGAACCUGAGUUUUAACGCAUUUAUUAAUGCUCUGUAUUUUUUCUUUGAAUAAAGUUGUUUUACCAUGUUCUCA